GCUUCAUCGCGGCUAUGACAGCGCGCGCAUGUGGUUUUCGUUCGUCGUUCCGUCACGACGUUGUUUUUCCUCCUGUAGAGAUAUCUAUGGAACAACACUGCCCCUAAAGUAGCUGUCUAGCCGAAUUGGUAGAUAACUCAAGUAAAAGGACUUUCUUGGAUGUAUACAAAAAGCUUAUGCUGUUUGCAUCUCCUGUCAUAAAUAGUUAAUGCACGCGCAUGGUUCCACGUGAGUGAAGCGCACGUCAAAGUGAUCGCUUCAGACGAGGUGACGGCAUACAAAGCGUAGACCGUGGACAGACGCGGCCGCUCCGGCCAAGACCUCUUCCCACCGACUACGGAGGUGUUGUCGGAUCGGCAGAUGCGAAGUAGCAAGCUGGCAGCAAGAUGAAUCCAGAUGUUGAAGAACGGAAUAUCAUCAAGUUUGACCCACCUGUUUCGGUUCAGCGUUACAUGGAAGUUUGCAAGAUCCUAUCACAGGAUACCACAAUUGAAAAGGUUGUAGAUUUUGGUUGUUCAACAGGGCAAUUCUUCAGGCAUCUCAAGGAAAUCCAACACAUUAAGAGAUUUGCUGGUGUGGACAUCAGCUAUGGCUGCUUAGAGGAUGCUUACCGGGCAGCCCGACCUCUAGCCUGGGAAUGCAUAUACAGACGAGCCUGCCGAUUGGAUGUGCAGUUCUUUAAAGGAAACAUCUCGGUCAAAGAUCCAAGACUCUAUGCCUUCGAUGGUGUUACUUGUAUUGAGCUUAUAGAGCACUUAAACGAGAGCGAUUUAAGGAAAAUGCCUGACACCAUAUUUGGUUUCAUUCAGCCAAAGAUAGCUGUGAUCACCACACCCAACCGAGACUUCAAUGUGGUCUUUCCAGAGUUGCAAGGAAUGAGGCACUGGGAUCACAAGUUUGAAUGGAGCAGAACUGAAUUUGAAGAGUGGUGCUCACAAGUACUACAAUGCUACCCUAACUAUGUAGUUCACUACAGUGGUGUUGGAGAUGCACCAUCUGAGAAGUACCAAGGUGUUGGCCACUGCUCCCAGAUUGCAACAUUCAGGAGGACCUGCCAAGCCAUUAACAGGCCCGAAAGUUCCAGACUGCCUUCAUUGGCCUACGAACUUGUGUUUGAGACAAGCCAUCCUUGUGAGGAUGGCUGAUAAUUGCUGUAGGCAUGCAGACAUACAGACUACCAAAACAAUUCUGAACCCUCUUCCAUCACAUUAUCAUCUUGGCAUGUGAUGCAUGAGAAGACGACAUAGGAUUGUAUCCCUCAAAAGCUCACUGACAGGUAAAGACUUGUGUCUUCGUUGAACAAGCUUCUGGCAUAAUGCUAUUCAGCAAUGCAAAACGUGACACUUCUGUUGGUGUGGCUUGUUCCUGUAUAGUGGCAUGAGUGUGACGUGAGUGUGAGUAUAAGAUGAUUAUUUAUAAUUUACUUAGAAACCAAUCAGUAGGUACUCCUGAAUAUUUUUUGUAGAAGAUUGUUCCUGAUAAUCGUUUAUAAAUGCUAAAGCAGUACAUGGUUCCAGAUUAAAUCAAUGUUUAUCUGGC
Messenger RNA from Dermacentor albipictus, 1539 nucleotides. RefSeq names its product Hen1 methyltransferase (gene Hen1). Gene Ontology annotation, cellular component: cytoplasm; nucleus. Gene Ontology annotation, molecular function: RNA methyltransferase activity; O-methyltransferase activity. The record is from RefSeq and is a predicted model, not a curated record. NCBI's taxonomy places the organism in Eukaryota, Metazoa, Arthropoda, Arachnida, Ixodida, Ixodidae. Gene Ontology annotation, biological process: piRNA processing; siRNA processing; RNA methylation.